AUGGCCGGGGUCACGAUGGCCGAGAGGGGCCGCGCGCCGCCACCCGCGCCACCCGCACCCGGCACGGAGGGGCUGCCGCGCGCCUUCUUGCAGAGCCUGCGCACCCUCUUCGACAUCCUGGACGACCGGCGGCGCGGCUGCGUGCACCUGCGCGAGAUCGAGUCCCGCUGGCAGGGCGCCGACGCGCGCGAGCUGCCCCGCGGCGUGCUCGAGGGCCUGCGCCGGGCCGCCCCGGCCAGCGGCUACCUGACCUUCGAGCGCUUCGUGGCCGGCCUGCGCACCUCGCUGCCGAGCGCCGACGGCGGCCCGCGGGGCCCCGCGCGCGUCCCGGCCCGGCCCGGGGACCCGCCGCCGCCGCCGCCGCAGCGCCUGGUGUUCGCGCCGGCAGACGAGCCGCGGACUGUGCUGGAGAGGAAGACCCUGCCCCUGGGCGCGCGCCCCCCGCCCGCCGGCCCCGGCGGCGCGGCCCGGAGCCCAGAGAAGCCGUGCGGCCCGGCCGAGGCGGCGCCCUGCCCCGCGGAGCCCGAGCGGCCGCAGAGCGCGGCACUGGAGCGGAGCCCGAGCGCGGACGCUCGUGCAGUGGCCUGCAGGGCCACGGAGGUAGGCUCGGGCGAUGCGCGGCGGGCUCCCCGCACUCGAGGGGAACGUCGGAGGCACACCAUCACCAACGGCGUGGACUGUGGCCUGCUGAAGCAGCUGAAGGAACUGGAGCAGGAGAGGGAGGUGCUCCUGCAGGGCCUGGAGAUGAUGGCGCGGGGCCGCGACUGGUACCAGCAGCAGCUGCAGCGAGUGCAGGAGCGCCAGCGCCGCCUGGGCCAGAGCAGAGCCAGUGCCGACUUUGGAGCUGUAGGGAGCCCUCGCCCACUGGGACAGCUGCUGCCCAAGGUACAGGAGGUGGCCCAGUGCCUGGGGGAGCUGCUGGCUGCGGCCUGUGCCGGCCGGGCUCUGCCCACAUCAUCCUUGGGGCUCCCAUGCCCUGCCCUGGCCCCCGCUUCACCCCCGGCCCCCGGCUGGCAGCAGCAGACCAUCCUCAUGCUGAAGGAGCAGAACCGGCUCCUCACCCAGGAGGUGACGGACAAAAGUGAACGCAUCACCCAGCUGGAGCAGGAGAAGUCCGCCCUCAUCAAGCAGCUCUUUGAGGCCCGUGCGCUGAGCCAGCAGGGCGCUGGGCCCCUGGACUCCACCUUCAUCUAGCCGGCAACUAGAGGCCGGGGACAGAACACAGCGUCUGCCCCAGGGUGACGUCCACCGGACCUCCCCAGGAAGCUGGACCCUGCAGAGGAAGGGUGAACAGGAAACGAUCCGGUGCCUCUCCUGGCUUUGGUGUUCCAUGCAGGGUGAAAACAACAGAUCCUCCAAGUUUGCAGCCUGAAAUCAGACUACGUGUGUGGCCCUGGAGACCUCAAGGGGAGAAUUUAAAGUGGGCCCAGACCGGCUGGGCCCAGGCCACCUGCAGAAGCCAAUGCAGGUCCUCUCUGGAGCCCAGCCCUAGUGACGCUGGGGGCAGGAAGGUCUCGGUGGAGGAAGCUGUUGGUCA
This is a messenger RNA of Propithecus coquereli (Coquerel's sifaka), 1537 nucleotides long. RefSeq names its product suppressor APC domain containing 2 (gene SAPCD2). Lineage: Eukaryota; Metazoa; Chordata; Mammalia; Primates; Indriidae. The coding region runs from base 1 to 1194 and encodes 397 amino acids. The record is from RefSeq and is a predicted model, not a curated record. The transcript has 7 exons.